Puma concolor (puma) is the source of this 1017-nucleotide messenger RNA. Its product is annotated as olfactory receptor 4K3. The record is from RefSeq and is a predicted model, not a curated record. Lineage: Eukaryota; Metazoa; Chordata; Mammalia; Carnivora; Felidae. Gene Ontology annotation, biological process: G protein-coupled receptor signaling pathway. Gene Ontology annotation, molecular function: G protein-coupled receptor activity; olfactory receptor activity. Gene Ontology annotation, cellular component: membrane.
AUGGCCUGGAAUAAUCAGUCAGUGGUAACUGAAUUCAUACUACAGGGUCUCUCCGGUUCUUGGGAACUCCAGAUCUUCUAUUUCCUGUUUUUCUUCAUAGUCUAUGCAGCCACUGUACUGGGGAACCUCCUUAUUGUGCUCACCAUCAUGUCAGAGCCACGCCUUCACUCCCCCAUGUACUUUUUGCUGGGCAAUCUCUCCUUCAUUGACAUGUCCCUGGCCUCAUUUGCCACCCCCAAAAUGAUUGCAGAUUUCCUCAGUGAGCACAAAGCCAUCUCUUUUGAAGGCUGCAUCACUCAGAUAUUUUUCCUGCAUCUGUUAGGGGGUGCUGAGAUUGUACUGCUGAUAAUCAUGUCUUUUGAUAGGUACGUGGCUAUAUGUAAACCUCUAAGUUAUUUAACCAUUAUGAGCCGAAGAAUGUGUGUUGGGCUCGUAUCACUUUCCUGGAUUGUUGGCAUCUUCCAUGCUAUGAGUCAGUUAGCAUUUACUGUGAAUCUGCCCUUCUGUGGACCCAAUGAAGUGGACAGCUUCUUCUGCGACCUCCCCUUGGUAAUUAAACUCGCCUGUGUAGACACAUACAUUCUGGGAGUAUUCAUGAUCUCAACCAGUGGCAUGAUUGCCCUGGUGUGUUUCAUCCUUUUGGUGAUCUCCUAUACUAUCAUCCUGGUCACUGUGCAGAAACAUUCCUCUGGUGGGUCCUCCAAAGCCCUCUCCACUUGCAGUGCCCACUUCACUGUUGUGACCCUUUUCUUUGGCCCAUGCAUUUUCAUCUAUGUAUGGCCUUUCACAAAUUUCCCAAUAGACAAAAUGCUCUCAGUAUUUUAUACCAUUUUCACUCCCCUCUUGAAUCCAGUGAUCUAUACCCUUAGAAAUAAAGACGUCAAGGAUUGCAUGAGAAAACUUAGCAGCCAUAUCUUUAAGUCUAGGAAGACUGAUCAUACCCCCUUGAUUUCCUUAUACAAAAAUGAAAUACCUGUUUGGCAUUUACCUUCCUCAUUCAGUUGGUCAACAAAGUGA